AUGAAUGUUAUGUUUUUAUUUACACGAAAGACUGCGGAAGGAAAAUUCGCCGAGAUAUCACAGGGAAACGAAGAUGGAUUUGAGUUAAAUAGAAUUAUAGACAAAUCGGAAAAUAACGGUUCUUUCGAUUAUACAUUACAUUUACAAUCAAACCUAUGCUGGGAGCUUCUGAACAAAUUGCAUGAGUUGGAUUAUGGACGUUUCAUGACAAUUGAUGGAAUAGUGAGAGCAAAGAAUAAAGCUUAUGAAAUGAAGGAUUGUGAAUUGAAAGACAUUAGUAAUGAGUUUGCAAAAGAGAAAUUUGAAAUUAAAACAGAAAGAGACGAGAUGAUGCAAAAAAAUUUAUUUUUCAGUGCCAGUGGGAAUGUAAAAGAUUUUGUAGAGUUGGGAAUAUCGAGUGAAAAGUUAAAAAAUAAACAAGUCAAAUUUGAAACAAAUUAUUCCUAUCAUUAUAUAAAAUUUGGAAAAGUGUCUUUGGAAUUUAGCAAGUAUUUAAAACCAACAACAGAAUUUAUUGAAGCGGUCGAAUUAGCCAUAGAAUCUAAAGAUCCUAAAGAAAGUUUUAAACGAAUUAUAGCGGAUUAUGGUCAAUUCGUUCCAACUAAAGUCAUUUUGGGCGGAAGAGCUUAUUUCAAAGAAUUAUCGGCUAUGAUAGAAAGCUCACAAGAACGUGCUAAUGAAAAUGUAGUAAAUGCAGAAAUUAAAAUGAUAAAAGGUAAAGCAAGAGAAGGUUUAAAAAGUUUAGAUAAAAGAUCUACAUCGCUUCACCAUGAAUGUUCCAAAUUAAUCGGAGGAGAUCAACCUGAUCGUUUUGAAAAUUUUGAAGAGAAAGACUGGACCAAAUCACUAAAGCAUCAUAGCAAAUGGAAAUGCAUAGAGUAUCAAUACCCAAUUGGUAUUUUUCAAAUUUUAUCUUCCACAUUACGUAAACGAAUAAUUUCAUCUUUAGGAAAAAGGAUUCUUUAUUCGAAAAUUGAAAACAUCGAAUAUCAGCUGAGGGAAGAUCCAGAAGUCAUUGAUUUAAGUAUACCGAAAAAUAUUUCAGAAAUGUUUCGAAACAAGGAUGCAGAUUGUAACAUGUUUGCAACAGUUGUUGAUUCGACACAGUCAAGUGGUUUUUUUACCUGUCAAAUACUUUGUUCAUCAAAUGCUGUUCCUAGACUUGUAAUUCAUUGUACUCAAAGAAGGUUUAAAACGCGUCAAUGCAAAUUAAAAAUUAGAUGGAUGAAUAGCUUUAACGUUAAUACGGCAACACAGUUUCAUAAAGAAUCAUUAGAUAUUGAGUGUGACACAACGGAGGAAAAUUUUUUCGUUGGAAUUCCUACAUUAAGUACACUAGAAUCUUCAAAUAAGCAUCUCAUCAUAGGACACCAUUUUGUAAAUACUCAAGGGAAUAAAACCAAUGCAUGUGUAUAUUCUUAUUGCUCAAAGAAAAAUAGUUAUGACAAGUUGCCUAGCUUUACUUUUUAUACACUUGUAAUUCCAAAUUAUAAUAACCCAAAUACUUACGGUACACUAAAAUUUAAAAAAUCCCGCUACCGCAAAAAACUACAUAUUGAACUUUGCAAAGAUUCUACCAAUCCUUCAAAACCAAAAUAUGUUAGCUUAUAUUCCACAGACGAGAGGAAUGUAACGAAACACCCGUACAAAAACUUGCCCGAAAAAGCAGUAAAGAAAUGGCGUUGCUGGACAAACACUAAUGCGAUUAUAGCUCAUUUUACAGCAAACGAACAAACAAUGAUCUUGGAUAGUGUGAAAAAAUCCCCAAAGGGUUAUCAUCAGAAUGGUAUACCGGACUCACAAAAAGCAGCCAACGAGAAUAAUAACACCAGGAGAUAUCAAGCAAUAUGCGCCGAAUUAGGAGACGUCAAUGGAGGCAAUGGAUCAGGUGAUGUUGGAACGAUUUAUAUGUUCAUUAGAUAUAUUGAUACCCAUGACAUUCGUGUUUUUGCAAGAAAGCCAUGUGUAUGCUUUAUGCGGUAUAAAGAAGUUUUUUCAGUAAAUUUCAAUAAGCCUUUAUAUGACAAAGUUCGGGCACCUGAGCAAGGUUCACCUUGGGUAAAAACACAUAAUAUUUCGGUACUCAUCAUUCAAAUAUCUAAAGAAUCAACUAAUGAAAAUAAAGAUAAAGUAUGA
Funneliformis mosseae is the source of this 2136-nucleotide messenger RNA. The record is from the annotation of a GenBank genome assembly. Lineage: Eukaryota; Fungi; Glomeromycota; Glomeromycetes; Glomerales; Glomeraceae.